GCCUCCGCACAAACAGAAAUCAUCAAAAAAUGGCUACGACGGCUGCUUCUUCACUUUGCUACACAGCUCCACUCCCCAGGACAAACCUCUUAAACCAAUUCCCAGUCUACGCCACCGGAGCGUGGCUCACACCGCGCGCGAUUCCGUCAAUUAAACUCAAAUCGAGACCCUCGUCGUCUUCAGUUGCGGCGUCUGCAGCCACCAGCGCCGUCGAAUCGGAGCCGCAAACCGCCGCCGCCUCUCCGGCGAAGGUUCUGCCCUUCCGCGUCGGGCACGGGUUCGAUCUGCACCGGCUGGAGCCAGGAUAUCCUCUCAUCAUUGGCGGUAUAAACAUUCCUCACGACCGAGGCUGCGAAGCUCACUCCGAUGGUGAUGUGUUGCUACACUGUGUGGUCGACGCGAUAUUAGGGGCACUAGGGCUUCCGGAUAUCGGACAGAUUUUUCCUGACACGGAUCCUAAAUGGAAAGGCGCAGCGUCUUCGGUUUUCAUUGAGGAAGCAGUUCGUCUAAUGCACGAGGCAGGUUAUGAGCUCGGAAAUUUAGAUGCUACGUUGAUUCUCCAAAGACCGAAGGUCAGCCCUCACAAAGAAGUUAUUAGGUCAAAUUUAUGCAAGCUGCUCGGUGCAGAUCCUUCGGUCGUAAACCUAAAAGCGAAAACUCAUGAGAAAGUUGAUAGUCUCGGGGAGAAUAGGAGUAUAGCUGCACACACAGUCGUUCUCCUUAUGAAGAAGUAGUAUACGCAUUCGGUUUUAAUUAUUCAAGUGUAAUAGUUUGUUGUAUGUACAUUAUACAAAUGGUUCUUACAGAUUCAAUCUCUUAAUACUUAGCUCUGAAAGCUGAUUAAUGAGUAUAUAUAUGCAAGCAAGAUAUAGUUAUUCAUCGUCUGUACUUCGGAGAUUGAAUUAUAUACUCGUUAUAAGUUUUUAUGUGUUCUUGUUUUCAUUGUU
Molecule: messenger RNA, 947 nt
Organism: Erythranthe guttata (spotted monkey flower)
Lineage: Eukaryota; Viridiplantae; Streptophyta; Magnoliopsida; Lamiales; Phrymaceae
Gene: ISPF
Product: isoprenoid F
Biological process (GO): terpenoid biosynthetic process
Molecular function (GO): 2-C-methyl-D-erythritol 2,4-cyclodiphosphate synthase activity
Source: RefSeq, a predicted model, not a curated record